AUGACUGAUGAAUUACAAGCUUAUCAAAUUGAAAUCGAAACUUACGAAUCAGUGAUCCCAGAAUUAGAGAAAAUAUGGAAAAAUGUUGGAGAAAAUGUAAAUCUUGGACCUCGGUGUUACAAAAUUUAUCGACAUCCAACUGAUAUCAUUGUUUUAGAAGAUCUUAAACAUGCAGGUUUUCAAGUAGCUGAUAGACAUAGUGUUCUAAAAAUGGAUGAAAUUGAUCUUGUUUUACAAUGGUUAGCUAAAUUUCAUGCUGCAUCAGUAGUUUAUGUGCAAAAGAAUGGUCCUCUUAGCAAAACUUUCAACAAAGGCAUGUUUUCAAAGGAGCAUAUUGGAAAAUCUUGGGGUACUCAUUACAAUCAGCUAUAUAAGACUUUCAGAAUGUUUAAAUGGGAUGAAAAAAUUACAGCUAAACUUGACAAAUUUGGAGAUUCUAUUUAUGAAAAAUGCUGCGAAGCCAUGGAAGUUGAUGAAAAAGAUUUAAAUGUCUUAAAUCACGGAGAUAUUUGGAUAUUAAAUAUUUUAUUUGCUGAAAGGGAUUCAAAAAAAGAUAUAAAUGUGAUUGACUUUCAAUUUGCAUCUUGGGGAUCUCCUGUUCAAGAUUUGUGGUUUUUAAUUUCAACUUCAAUGAAUAUUGAUGAUCGGAUCCAAAAUUUAAAGAAAAUAGUUAAUGAUUAUCAUAAAUACUUGGUUCAAAAUCUUAAAAAAUUGAACUAUUCAGGACAUAUUCCUACUGAGGAAGAAUUUUAUUCAAAUUUUAUUAAACGUGGAAUAAUUGCUUUGGGAAUUACAAUCGAAAGCUUUGCUGCUAUUUGUAUUGAUAAGGGAUUACAAAUUGACUUUGAAACUGUGAAACGUGAAGAUCCCGAAGCAAUUGAAAUUCGUAAAAAAAUAUUUAUGAAUGAUAGAUUUAUGAAAACAGCUGAAAAAUAUUUGAAAUUUUUAGAUGAAUUGGGAAUUUUUGAUAACUGA
This is a messenger RNA of Culicoides brevitarsis, 975 nucleotides long. RefSeq lists its product as uncharacterized. Bases 1 to 975 code for a protein of 324 amino acids. The record is from RefSeq and is a predicted model, not a curated record. NCBI's taxonomy places the organism in Eukaryota, Metazoa, Arthropoda, Insecta, Diptera, Ceratopogonidae. The transcript is spliced from 6 exons.